AUGGCGACCGGAAGCCUUGGCCCAAAUCUCAGCCACGGGGUUGAUAUAUACGGACCGCAGUUAACUGGCUACAUUUUGGCACCUACACUCAUCCUCGUGUCUCUUUUCUUCUACAUGAGUCUUGACCAGAACCUAUUCACCCUCGUUUUCACGCAAAACAAAGACUACCCGGACGUAGUCGACCUGGUCGAUCCUUCAGGGACUGUUCAUUACCACAAGCGCAGAGUUGCGGGACCGGAAUACAAGAUCGAGGUCUAUGAUCCACUGUCGCAGGCCCAUUUGAUUACAGCGAGCGCACCGUCUGCAUCAAGCAAGGCAAAAACUCUUGAACUGCACAAUCCCACAAUCCUUGUCGACCUCAAAUACACCGGAACGCUCUCGUUCAGAUGGAGCUUCAAGUGGGAGGAGCAUGAGUUCGAAUGGAAGAGAUCAGAAUGUUUCCUCAUACGAAAACCUGAUCCUCCUGUCCUGGUCGCCAUAACCAAGGAGCCUACGGGCCGUCUGCGGUCCCACCAGGUCCAGAUACUGGACUACAACAUCAACAGAUUCGAUGUCGAAGACCGCAAAGGCCUGGAAAUCGUCCUGCUUACUGCCCUUAUGACAUUCCAUGACGCCAACGAGGCAUACCAUGAACCGUCAAGCCAACAGCCCUCCGUGUCUCGAAAGAGCUCGGCACCCAUGCCAGUCGAUGCAGAUGAACCCCCUCCACCGCCGCCGCCGCCCAAACCAGCCCCGAAGACUGGUCUUGACCGGAUCGCGGAAUUGCAGGCCCAGGGAGGUGACUAUAACGAAGUGAUUGUCACUGAUGAGGGGUCAGUGCAGGACUACGCCGCGUAUUGUAAUGGAUUGCUUGAAGACGAUGCAAUGCUCUUCAUCAGUGUCAAGUCUUCUAGCGCCCAGACGGUACCCAAGGUCCUUCAAGUCGUAGAGGAGACGAAGCGGAUAAGGUACAAAGCUGGUCUCGACGAGGACAACGAGCUUCAUCAGUACGUUCUCUACGACGUGGAGAAAAAGAAAGGUCCGCGGCGGAUAAACCUUGACGAUGACGCCGACCAAAAGGCCAAGUACACACCGCCAGACAGCCUAAUCGUCCACCUGAGCAAGAUUGACAUGCCCGAGCUCCAGCCCAAAACCCAACCUCCUUCGAAUGACAAGGGAAAGAAGAAUGAUAAAAAGGUCCAACCCAUCCAACCCACGCCCUUUACGUCUCCUCCUUCGAUACCACCUACACCUCCCUCUGGCUCCAGACCUUCAUCUUCUUCGGGACAACAAAAGCCUCAGAAAUCACAGAAACUACAGAAGAAUAAGCAAUCUCGUCCUGCGGGAGACAAGGAUAAGAAGGAUAAGGUACCAACUCCUCCUCCUCCGCCGCCGCCACAACCUCCGGCACAAUCAGGGACCUUCAACUCAUAUCCAUCCAUUGGGAUCUUCAACACUUCUGCCGCACCUCCUCCAUCGUCUGCUGCUUCCAAUCCGCCCAAGUUCCCUUCACCUCAGGGCGGGGGUUACGAAACUCCGGGCCUGAGCCUUUACAAUUCUUUCGUCGCGCACAUGCAAAGUCCAUCUGGCUCUCAUGGCUCUUCGUUCAACAGACCCCCGCCGCCACCCUCUCCGGCCCCUCCUGGACAUUCCCCUCAUUAUCAACCGCAGCCCUCGGGUUCUUCGAGACCGCUUUCGGUUUCGGGAGUGACGGGAAUGGCCACCUCAGUCGCCCAUACUGUUGUCUCUGGACUCUUCGAUAAGCUGAACCAACAUCGUAAAUAGCUUUCCGGUCAUCAAUCGCUUUCGUGUAUUUAUUCAACAACAGAUUCAAGUGUAUUGUACAUUGAUUAACUAUGUAUGUUUUGUGAUUGCCAA
Molecule: messenger RNA, 1857 nt
Organism: Coprinopsis cinerea okayama7#130
Lineage: Eukaryota; Fungi; Basidiomycota; Agaricomycetes; Agaricales; Psathyrellaceae
Exons: 7
Coding region: 1-1764 (587 amino acids)
Source: RefSeq, a predicted model, not a curated record